AAUAAACAUAUUUGGUGUGUUUUCCUAUAACCAGGAUAUGAUAAACAAGGCCAGAUGCAUUCGCUAAACAUUUCAUUGUAUUAUUCUCAUAGGGUCUUUGUGUUUUUGAGUUGUUGGUUUGUCAUGCAUGGCUGAACCAUCCUGAACUAUUCGUGAACUUCAGUUUGGUCAAACAAAGGGUCGAAGUUCUCAACAAUACCUACUAUAAAUACGUACAUGUAGUUCCCACUUCGAUUGAGUUCGCUCACUGCGUCUGCUAUAGCAAGAGCUGGAAUGUUCUCUCAAGUUCAGCUGUAAAUUCCCUCCAGUUGUUUCAGUCUUUGAAUAAUGAUGUCUUGGUCAUCAAUUCUGCGGGUUUGGGGAUUGGUCUCUGCUACAAUUGCAGCAGGACUAUUCCACACGAGCAUUUAUUCAGAUGGCUAUGUAUUUGUUCGGCUGUUUGCAGGUCUCUUUACUACUGUGCUUUUGCUGUCUGCCGUAGUAGCACUCCACAUUAGCAUGUUACCUUGUUCAGCGUCUCACACCCUAUCAAGUCUACUGCUAAGUUAUUACAUCCACCAAAAGUGUGUGUUUAAAGUUCGUCCAGCCCUUGCAAAGAUGACGAAAAUAUGGCAAGAUCCACGGAGCGCGCAGGAGAGUCUGCUGCAAGGGUUAAUAACCAGAGACGGGGACACGGUAUACGGCAAAGACAAUCAUCUUAGUGGUAUUGGUUCCUUGGAAGAUUUACAGAAGAAACACCCAGUCACCGUCUACAGCCACUACCAGGAUUACAUCCGAAGGCUCGCCGAUGGAGAGGAGGAUGCCUUCGUGGGGGAAAAGCCUCUUCGCUUCGGCAUCACAUCGGGGACGACCGGUACUGGCAAGCUCAUUCCUGUCGUACCUUCACAACCUCAGAUGACUGAUUUGGUCAUCUUCAAAAGCUGGCAUUGUCACGGCUAUGGGGAAUUUGGAGCACCCAGCCCAGUGCAGAAACACCUGGUACUGUACUGCAAGCCCAAAGUGACGGUUACAAAAUCAGGACUGAGCGUGACGCCCCUUAUCUACUUCCCAGAGGAGUCGCGGUUCAUAUGCGAUGUGCUUUUCACCUCGCCAUUUGACGGAUUCCGAAUCAUGUCCGAUUACGAAUCAACCUACAUUCAUAUGUUAUUUGGGAUCCGAGACAAGCAUAUCGGUACCUUCACUGCACCGUUUCUCUCUCAGGUUUAUAGAGCCUUUAAGCUUCUUGAAGGCAACUGGGAAAUCAUGCUUGAUGACUUGACAGAUGGACGUCUUGGGGAUCAUCUUAACAUCGAUGAGGAUAUUCGAAAAGCUCUGAAUGCUAAGCUUAAGCCUAUGCCGGAGAGGGCAGCAGAGCUGAGGUCAGAGUUCACGCAGGGAUUUGAGGGGAUUAUGGGGAGAAUGUGGCCGAACAUUAAAUUCAUAAAUUCCAUCGACAUCGCGGGAUUUCAGAAGAAACUAUUGAGAUAUUCCAAAGGUACUCCAGUCUACACUAGCGGAUACAGCUGUACAGAAUCCACACUCGCCCUCAACGUCAACCCAAGACUCAAACAAUACGUCUUGCUACCAGAUGAAGUCGUUUACGAAUUCAUCCCUGAAGAAAACUGCUGUGAGGAGCAGCCCAAGACUCUGCUCAUAGACGAGGUUGAAAAGGGAAAGAAAUACGAACUCGUCUUGACCCUUAAAUCUGGGUUCUAUCGCUAUAGAUUUGGUGACGUCAUAGAGGUCGUAGGUCAUCAUGAGAACUGUCCAGUGGUUGAAGUCUGCUACAGAACUGGAGAGUUACUCAAUUUACGAAGCGAGAAAAUUGAUGUAGGCGUGGCUUGUUCGGCAAUUGAGCAGACUGUCUCUAAUUGGUCAGACGCAAAUCUCGUUGACUGGACAUGCGCAGAUAGUCCACUGCUUCAUGAGGGAAGCAAGGGUGAUGGUUGUGAUAUGUUCUACAUGGUCUUUGUGGAGGUAGAUGCUGCAAGCAACAAUAACGUGACAGAAGAAGAGAAAGAAAUGUUCGAUGGAAUAUUACGUAAGCUCCACGGUAUCUAUGACAACUACCGACGCGUGGGGACGAUUGCUGAGCCACGCCUACAUAUCGUCCAACCAGGCUCGUUCAAGGAGUUAGAAGAUCUUAUUAUUGGUACCUCUACAACCUCUAUCAAUCAGUUCAAGAUGCCACGUAAGCUUCGGACAAGAAAACAACUCGAUUUUAUGUUGACGAGAGAGGUAUCAGGUUGUGUCCCGAAUUUGAAUUAUUGAUAGAACAACGGGUAUACUUUUGGUAAUUGUCAAAGACCUGUAGUCUCACUUGGUGUUUCCCAACAUACAAUGCAUAG
This is a messenger RNA of Asterias rubens (European starfish), 2327 nucleotides long. Its product is annotated as probable indole-3-acetic acid-amido synthetase GH3.9. The transcript has 7 exons. Gene Ontology annotation, cellular component: cytoplasm. NCBI's taxonomy places the organism in Eukaryota, Metazoa, Echinodermata, Asteroidea, Forcipulatida, Asteriidae. The record is from RefSeq and is a predicted model, not a curated record. Gene Ontology annotation, molecular function: acid-amino acid ligase activity. The coding region runs from base 328 to 2250 and encodes 640 amino acids.